Molecule: messenger RNA, 2177 nt
Organism: Musca vetustissima
Lineage: Eukaryota; Metazoa; Arthropoda; Insecta; Diptera; Muscidae
Exons: 2
Coding region: 63-2174 (703 amino acids)
Source: RefSeq, a predicted model, not a curated record
CAAAAAUCGCCAGUGAAAUCAAUCUGAGUUAUGAAGGAAAAUAUCUACUGGAUCCACGUUAUAUGACCAAAAGAGAUUUACAGUUCUACUAUCGCUAUUACAACAUGACCAAAAAACGAAAACAUUUCAAAAAAAUUAUUUUUGUCAUACUGCUGCUUUGCUUCUUCUCCUACAUCUUUAUUGACUUCAACUUGAAGACCAAACUAAUUAAUUUGAAAGAUCGAUUUGAGUUCAUCGCUCGCAUCGAUGCCGACUACAAUAUCACUCAGGCGUACUUCAUUGAUCUGCCGGGAUGUCGGAUGCCUUACUUUCCCGUAACCGAUGACAAUAUAAUACAAUUCAUGUUUAGACCUAGAAACUUCACCUGCAGGAAAGCUUUACUUCGCACCAUGGGCACGAAUAGCCUAGCACUAAAUGUAAAUGAGAAGGAGUUGCAAGACAUAUACAAAGUGAACAAUUUGGCCGAAAUCAAUUGCAAUUACAGUGAGGUGGUGCGUAUCGACGAUCAGCGCAAUAAAUAUUUGGAUUCUGUGUCAUUUCAGUUAGUCCUCAAUGGAAGCGUAACUCUCAAGUCCAAUAUGGAAUAUGUCAUGGUGGAAUGUUGGAACAAGCAGCUCCAGAGCAUUUACAAGGAUUUUCAUUUUUUUGUUCUGUAUGACAAUGAGGAGAAAAAGAUGGAGGCAGUUGUAAUGGGAAACUCAGAGGCGCCCAUCGAGAAUCUCAUUGAAGUGAAUGAAAAGUCCGCAUCUACUGAGGACAGAAAACCACACAAAAUUACCAAAGAAAACCCGAGCGAUAGUCCAAUUUCUGUCAUGAUGCUGGGCAUAGAUAGCGUAUCGCACCUGAACUUUCUGCGUCAGAUGCAUUCCAGUGCAUCGUACAUACAUCGCAAACUCAACUACAUUGAAUUUUGGGGUUACAAUAAAGUGGGCGACAACACGUAUCCAAAUUUGAUCCCCACACUGACGGGAUUCGAUGCCGAAGAACUGGACUUGUCUUGUUUGGGACCACCCAAGGGUCAUUUAAGUGUUUAUGACAAGUGCUCUCUAAUAUGGAAGCGUUUCAAGGCUGCAGGAUUCAAGACAAUUUAUGGCGAGGAUGUUGGCUACUUGAGCCUCUUCAAUCGACAGCAGUCCGGAUUUAAGAGGAAGCCUACCGAUUUCUACUUGCGUCCUAUUUUACUCGAAAUGGAACGUUAUGUGGCCAGCGAGAAAACAGUGAAUGUGGCUCUGUGCAUGGGUGGUCGACGCACCGUCGAUGUGUUAUUCGAAUACAUCCGAAAGUUGUUACCGCUAAUGAGCAGAGAAAAGUUUUUCGCCUUCUUCUGGGCCGUAACAAUGACACACGACCUAUUUAAUAUGCCAAUAUUGCUCGACGAAGACCUUAAGCAACUGCUGGGAGCAUUUGAAACAAGUGGAGUUCUAAAUCGCACCAUUGUGCUGCUGAUGAGCGACCAUGGCAUACGCUGGGGAUCUUUUCGUAAAACAUAUCAGGGCAUGAUGGAAGAACGUCUGCCCCUUCUUAUUACCCUGUAUCCGACAUGGUUCAAACAAAAGUAUCCCGAGGCUGUGGCAAAUAUGGAAUUGAAUGCAAAACGCUUGACAACACCCUUCGAUUUACAUGCCACAAUGUUCGAUCUGUUGGACCUGAGACAAAUCCAGGCGAAUCGACUUAAAAUGCGCACCGCCGAACUUAAUGAUCCUGACACCAACUUGCCGCGCAGCAUCAGCCUCUUCCUGCCCAUACCCAUUAACCGGACUUGUGAGCAUGCUGGAAUUGCGUCGCACUGGUGCAGCUGUCACCAGCGACAGGAGUUACCUACUAACGAUGCUAGGGUCCAGAGGGCCGCUCGUUAUAUUGUUAAACUAAUCAACGACCGUUUAAAAGACCAUCCGCAAUGCCGAGUGCUGUAUUUGAAUUCAAUAAUGGACGCCACGGUGUCGCAACCCCACCACAAAAUCGUCAAGGAGCUUGGCAUAAGCGACUACACCAUCGACAUCACUUUGCGCCUACAAACCAAACCCGGUCUCGGUCUGUUCGAGUCUACAGUACGUCUGGACACAAACUACGGCACGGCCUUAACCGGCACCAUUAGCCGCAUCAAUCUCUACAGUAGUCAGUCGUAUUGCAUCGACGACUAUGCCUUAAAAAUGUUUUGUUACUGCCACAGAUAAACU